Molecule: messenger RNA, 489 nt
Organism: Alternaria atra
Lineage: Eukaryota; Fungi; Ascomycota; Dothideomycetes; Pleosporales; Pleosporaceae
Exons: 1
Coding region: 1-489 (162 amino acids)
Source: RefSeq, a predicted model, not a curated record
AUGUCACCUACCGCGCCUUCCCACCAAGGAGUCCAUCCUUCAACUUCAGGCAACAUCAUUCGAGCUGCUCUUGCCUUCGAAUCCGUUGUCACAGUCGGUGUUGGCUCCUACUUCAUGUUCUUUCCACGCCACUAUUUGCUCCGCACGAUGGGUGCUGCUGCUAGUCAAGUUACGACAACAGCACUACAAAUGACUCAGCAAUAUGGCGCUGCAAACAUCCUCGUUGGUGUCGGAGUUGGUCUCUUCAUGUCCAACACCCAAAUCGCGAUCGAAUCCCGUCAAAUCUUGUAUCGCACCGUACUGGUCUUUGAGCUCUCGUAUAUACCACUACUGGUAUGGCAAGCGUUCAUGAUGGAUGGGGGCAUGCCACAAAACUCGUUACUGGUUACAGCAGGGCAAUUUGUGCCAUUCGUGGUAUGGAGAAUUUUUACACUUUGUUGUAAGCCUGUGUGGUUUGGACGGUAUCAAGAGAGGAAGAAGGUGGAGUAG